Molecule: messenger RNA, 1695 nt
Organism: Paralichthys olivaceus (Japanese flounder)
Lineage: Eukaryota; Metazoa; Chordata; Actinopteri; Pleuronectiformes; Paralichthyidae
Product: transmembrane protein 248
Source: RefSeq, a predicted model, not a curated record
ACUGUCGUAAAGCGACAGCGCUGUCGUGCAGCGUCUGUACAGCUGGAGCUGAACUUUAAACCGUGGACGUGAAGGAGAAGUGUUGAUCUUGUUAAUGGAGAAGUCCAGUUAACACGACGCUGGUCACAAUGUUUUAACAGAAGCAGCGAACAGGAGAAGACUCGCUCACACUGAAGAUUUGCAGGCUGUGUGCAGUCCGAUGAUGGGUUCCUGGCAUCCAGUGGCUAACCUCAGAGACUAUGCAUCCCAUAAUCCUCCAAUGGUGACAUUCUUUCUGUGUAUGUUGAGUCUGGUGAUCUCCUUCAUCUGCCUGGGCUCUUACAGCUACUCUCACACUCUGCCCAACCCCGACACAGCCAAGGACUGGAACCAACUUCUGUCCUCCUUAUCACAGCUCCAGCUGUGUACGAAAGCCAUUGCCGAUUCAUCUGCACUUGUCUCACCAGCUCCCUCUCAUCUGAUGGAAGAAAAAAAGGAUAAAGAGACAAUGGUUGACCCUACAAAACUGUCUUCUUCAGUCACACAUUUGCAUCUCGAGGUUCCUGUGGCUGUGACUGCCAGCAGAGCUCGUGGCUCUGGAAAAUACUUUAGUCUAUACACUUCCUUGAGAGCCAGUCAACUACAUCUCGGUGGCAAUGAGAUUGUCAAUAUGACUCUAGAGUUUCUGACGGGAAAUAGAACCCACACCUGCCUCAACAUUAGUGCCCCAUCACACCUCCUGCCCCUGAGCCCACGUCCUAUGAAGUGUCCUGCAUUUCAGAAAAAUAUUUCACCCGUCCAUGUGGAAGUGAGCAACCAGCUGCCCACAGCAUCACAAACCUGCUACAGUUUACGCAGCAAGAAUGACCCUACACUCACAGUCAUGUUAACACAGGAGGAGCGGACUGUUGCCGUGCAUCAUCUGUUGGAAGUCAGUGUUUUCCUGCUCGGAGUUUGCAUUGUACUCUGUUUAGCUGCGAGUGUGACACGUUCGCUCAUACCCUGCUGCCACUGGAAUGGGCUGGAUCUAAAAAAUGAACCAUUGAUUGACUCCUGAUCUCUUCUCACCCUCUGCGUCUUGCAGAGAUCAGCUGGUUGCUGCUUUUGAAGGGACCGACUUCAUGAAUGUUUAAGACUUAAGUGGCGCAUCCCUCUAAUAACGUAGUGACUGGUCAUAGAACCACUCCCCAGUCUGUUUGUUAUGUACACUACAUUCUAGGGAUAAUUUACUUUCAAAACCUUUCUACUUCAAUUAUUUCCAAGAUUUAUUCUUAGUACCUUGUGAAAAAUAUCUGAUUGCCUUCAACUGUGUCAGGUUUUAAUAUACCAAUUCUUCUUCCAAUUAAACAUCUAAAAUUAACAUUAUUUUACCACUGAAGAGUAAUAGUAUAUUAUACCAUGUUCCUAUCAGCAGUUGUACUAGGAAUGUUUUUUUUAACUUUUAUUCACAUGUCUGACAUUGAUCACAGAAGUCAAAUCUACAGAUCCACAGUGUGAGUAUUGUUGCAUUCUCACAGAUACAGUGCAAUGAAUUAUGACUUGAAUAGCUGGGGAAAUUUUAAGAUGUGAAUUUUGAAGAAACAUUGAAGGGUUUAUAACUCUUGUUUGUUUUCUGAAUUUCAACAUAUGGUGUUAAAGGGAUAAAACGUAAAAUGACUAUGUUCUGUUAAUUUCCUAUGAAAUAUAUUUGUCAAAUAAAGUGUUUACAGCUCAAAA